This is a messenger RNA of Neomonachus schauinslandi (Hawaiian monk seal), 4014 nucleotides long. RefSeq names its product regulatory factor X2 (gene RFX2). Bases 162 to 2336 code for a protein of 724 amino acids. The record is from RefSeq and is a predicted model, not a curated record. Gene Ontology annotation, molecular function: DNA-binding transcription factor activity, RNA polymerase II-specific; RNA polymerase II cis-regulatory region sequence-specific DNA binding. Gene Ontology annotation, cellular component: nucleus. Lineage: Eukaryota; Metazoa; Chordata; Mammalia; Carnivora; Phocidae. The transcript has 18 exons. Gene Ontology annotation, biological process: regulation of transcription by RNA polymerase II.
GCGGGAGCGGGAGGAGGAGCGGCCGCCGCCGCCACCGCCGCCGCCAUAGAGACUGUAGCCGUGGAGACUGUUACUUACCAACGGGGACCAACACGCAGCAGCCGCUGCUGCCGCCGCGGGAGCCGCUGCCCGAACUCCCGGCCCGAACUCCAGAACUGAGCAUGCAGAAUUCAGAGGGUGGAUCCGAUUCGCCAGCUUCUGUGACUCUGUGUCCGUCAGCGGCAGCCCAGGCCCCCGCGGCCCCGCCAGUACCAGCCUCCCCGCAGAGGGUGUUGGUCCAGGCAGCGGGCUCGGCUCCCAAAGGGGCCCAGAUGCAGCCAAUCUCCCUCCCCAGGGUCCAGCAGGUGCCACAGCAGGUGCAGCACGUGUACCCCCCGCAGGUGCAGUACGUGGAAGGCGGAGACGCCGUCUACACGAAUGGAGCCUUACGGACUGCCUAUGCCUACAACCCCGAGCCUCAGAUGUAUGCCCCCAGCAGCGCAGCUUCUUACUUCGAGGCCCCGGGCGGCGCCCAGGUGACCGUGGCAGGCUCCUCCCCGCCAACGGUCCCCUCGCACAGCAUGGUGGGCAUCACCAUGGAUGUCGGGGGGAGCCCUAUUGUCUCCAGCGCAGGAGCCUAUCUCAUCCACGGGGGGAUGGACAGCACCAGACACUCCCUGGCCCACACCUCCCGCUCAUCGCCAGCUACGCUUGAAAUGGCGAUUGAAAACCUCCAAAAAAGCGAAGGGAUCACUUCACACAAAAGCGGUUUACUCAACAGCCAUCUCCAGUGGCUGUUGGAUAACUAUGAAACCGCAGAAGGCGUGAGUCUCCCCAGAAGCUCUCUCUACAACCAUUACCUUCGGCACUGCCAGGAGCACAAGCUGGACCCUGUGAAUGCCGCCUCCUUUGGGAAGCUGAUCCGCUCCGUGUUCAUGGGCCUGCGGACGCGGCGGCUGGGCACCAGGGGCAACUCCAAGUAUCAUUACUAUGGGAUCCGCCUGAAACCAGAUUCACCCUUGAACCGGCUGCAGGAGGACACCCAGUAUAUGGCCAUGCGGCAACAGCCCAUGCAUCAGAAGCCAAGGUACCGGCCAGCCCAGAAGACAGACAGCCUCGGGGACAGUGGUUCGCAUGGCAGCCUGCACAGCACACCAGAGCAGGCCAUGGCCGCGCAGAGCCAGCACCACCAGCAGUACAUAGAUGUCUCUCACGUCUUCCCGGAGUUCCCAGCGCCCGACCUGGGCAGCGUCCUGCUGCAGGAGAGCAUCACGCCGCACGACGUCAAGGCCCUGCAGCUGGUCUACCGGCGGCACUGCGAGGCAACUUUAGACGUCGUGGUGAACCUCCAGUUUCACUACAUUGAGAAGCUGUGGCUUUCCUUCUGGAACUCAAAAGCCUCCUCGGGCGAUGGCCCUGCCUCUCUACCUGCCAGCGACGGGGAACCUGAAGGCGCCGUCCUCCCGAAGGACAAGCUGGUGUCUCUGUGUAAAUGCGAGCCCAUUCUCAAGUGGAUGAGGAACUGCGACCACAUCCUGUACCAGGCCCUGGUGGAGAUCCUCAUCCCCGACGUGCUGCGGCCGGUGCCCAGUACCUUGACACAGGCCAUCCGUAAUUUUGCCAAGAGCUUGGAAGGCUGGUUGACGAACGCCAUGAGAGACUUCCCACAGCAGGUCAUCCAGACCAAGGUCGGCGUGGUCAGCGCCUUUGCCCAGACCCUGCGCAGAUACACGUCGCUCAACCACCUCGCUCAGGCGGCGCGCGCUGUGCUGCAGAACACCUCCCAGAUCAACCAGAUGCUCAGUGACCUCAACCGCGUGGACUUCGCCAACGUGCAGGAGCAGGCCUCGUGGGUGUGCCAGUGUGAGGAGAGCAUGGUGCAGCGGCUGGAGCAGGACUUCAAGCUGACCCUGCAGCAGCAGAGCUCCCUGGACCAGUGGGCCAGCUGGCUGGACAACGUGGUCACCCAGGUCCUGAAGCAGCAUGCCGGCAGCCCCAGCUUCCCCAAGGCUGCCCGCCAGUUCCUUCUGAAAUGGUCCUUUUACAGCUCCAUGGUGAUCCGCGACCUCACGCUACGCAGCGCCGCCAGCUUUGGCUCCUUCCACCUGAUCCGCCUGCUCUAUGACGAGUACAUGUUCUACCUGGUGGAGCACCGUGUCGCCGAGGCGACCGGAGAGACGCCCAUUGCUGUGAUGGGAGAGUUCAACGAUCUCGCUUCCCUAUCGCUGACACUGCUCGAUAAAGAUGACCUCCGCGAGGAUCGUGGCCGUGAGGCCAACUCUGACGCCCGCAGCCUGGGCGAGCCCCUGGUGAAGCGGGAGCGCAGUGACCCGAACCACUCCCUGCAGGGCAUCUAGCUCUGCGGUGCCUUCCCCAGGCUCCAGACCGGGCCCCUCGAGCUCUACUGUAAUAGUGCCUCUUAGAUGACGUGACCUUUGCUCUGACUCACGGGGGCGCCCUCCAGAAGAAAAACCCUCGUGAACCACAACAGAAGGUCACAUUGGGUUCCCGAGUGCCUGAGCUGCUCACCCGGUGCCUCCUGGGUCAUCUUUUCCUUCUGAGUGUUCUUCUCUCCUCUGCCGGACCAUGAACUUUGGUCCAAGUCUACCCAUCCCGCCUGAGAGCUGAAAGGGGCCACGAUGGACGAGCGGGCACCUCCACAUUGGGCUUCUCCUCGGAUCAGCUGCUUCCAGCUUCCACCAUUAUUUUUUAAAACUCAGAUCCCAGGAGGGAAGGGGUGUCCUGCAGCUGUUGGGCAGUCCUGAGCUGACCGGUGUCCACAGAGCCCCCUGCCUUGGUGCCCUGUGGUGGGAAGGGACCUUCUCCGUGCUGUGCCCAGGGCCUCCUGCCCUGCUGGCUGUGCUGAGGCAUGGAGGCCGGCCCACAGGCCCACAGGAGCCCCAUCUGCAGACACCUAACAUCCCCAGAGGCAGCUGUCAAUCGCCAUGGCCCCAUGUGGCCCAGAGAACCAGUCACGGAAAUGGGCCGCCCAUGCCAAGACAUAGUGGUGUCUUUAAGAACCAAGACCAGAAGUUUUAUCAGCAACUGGAAGGAUUUGGGUUCUGUCCAAGGUCACAGCCAAUGUCAAGCCAAACUGCCAGGUCUGGAAUGAGUUUGUUCCAAGGAGGCUGGGUGGUUGGUGUUUCAGUGGUGUCUUCAGAGAGCAGCCAUCGGGCCAAGCCUGCCUGGCUCCUGCCGUGUAGAAUCUUCUGGAAUGCCUGCCUUUAAAUUAGCAAUCCUGGAGCACUUUGACCCGGGGCAAGUCCCAUCUUGAACUGCUCAAAGUCAACACUCUUCUCUGGGCUAAAUGAAUCCUGAGGACUUGCACAGCCCUUGAACUUUGAACACUCCGGAUCCAGAUCCGCUGUAACACAUCGCACUUGGUUAGCUCCAUGCAAGAGUCCUGCCCCCAAACCAACUGCAAAGAAGAAAGACAAACCUCUGGUCUAGGAAGCACCAUCUUAUGAAAUGCAAUAGUUUCUCCUUUUGGAAAUAUGUUUAUACCAAUAGUUUUGUGCUCUAAUUGUUAUUAGAACGUUUCUUAUGAACAUGUAUAUUGCAGUAUAUUCAGUCCCCAAUAUUUUUUUUCUCAUUCACACAGAAGGUACUAAUGUAAACUCACGUGGCCUUUAAAAAGCUUACUUCCCAACAAGCAGGAGCGCUGGGCACUCCUAGGCCCACACCAGGUGUGCAGGGCGGUGUGGAGGGGAAAGACAGGAAAGCUAGGCGCUUGUCUUAGAAACCAGAAGUCUAUCCUCAUCACGACGUUUCUCUGGUUUUACAGUUCAAGACUUAGAUGAAGUCAGACAGAAAGAAUGUCUUUAAAAUAUAUAUAUCUCCUCUCCUGGGAGACAUUUAAGCUCACAGUUCUCGGAUUGUAAUGGCCUGCCUUGUCUUCCACGGGGGGUGAGCAGUACAAACCGGGUUUCCGCCUUACGCUCCUGCCUUUGCAGGAUUCCAUAAGGGACAAUACAAAUGACGGUAAAGACACGCGCCUUCCAAGCCCGUUCUUGUUUUUCAUGGCAUUGAACACAC